This is a messenger RNA of Pocillopora verrucosa, 2080 nucleotides long. Lineage: Eukaryota; Metazoa; Cnidaria; Anthozoa; Scleractinia; Pocilloporidae. The record is from RefSeq and is a predicted model, not a curated record.
AUGCAGAACAAAUGCCUGUUGGGAUUGAUUUUUCUGUCGUGCAUGAACAGAUGCAUUGCUCAGAGCAUUCAAACAAUCAACAACUGCACGUGUCAGACAUCAGAUGGAAACUUUUACAGUCUGUGGCCCCUCAGAGGAACAGAAAAACCACACUUCAUUGAUGUUAAGGGAAAAAAUGGUUGGAGGUAUGCUUACAAUCCUUGUACCUCUAUGACAUUCGGACAAGACGAUCCAGACCAUGGAAAGAUAUGUCAUGAUAUCGGAAUAUGUAAAUAUCCUGAAAUAGAAAAACCGCGUGAUUACCUACAAGUUGGUGUGCAGACAGGGGUCAGAUGUGCACUAGGCGCAGAAGGACAGAUUGAGCUGGUGUAUAAUACAAACGAUCCCUCUAUCGACACAAAACAUUCAACGGUACAGCUUAUUUGUGACCAGACUAUUCCAUUCCCGGAUUUCGAACCCAAGGAUGAAGAUAACUAUAUAUUCACCAUAAAAACCAAAUGCGCAUGUCCGAAUCGGUGUUGGCCUGUGCCUAUGCCGACAGGCCCAACAAAGGUAAUACCGACGACAACAGGCCCAACGAAGGUAAUACCGACGACAACUUCAAAUUCAACGGAACACAGUCCUGAAGGUUCAAAGUUGUUUAAUUGGAAGCUGUACAUUUUGCUACCAGUUCUUGUAGUAGUUAUCGUCAUCAUGCUUUGUUUUCUAUGUAUGUGGUGGCAUAUUCCUGCUUUUAGAAAUGCCCUGAAUCGCAGAUGCUGUCAUCGUUUGGGAGGGUAUGAACAGAUCGAAGAGGAAUAUAGAAACCACUUUAAAAAAACAAAGACAACUAACGUUAUCAAAAACAAAGAUAAGGCUGUUGAACACGACGAUUUUGAUGUAAAAGAUGAACUGGUCGAGCCAGUUCAAGACGUAGACGUGGGGGACAAGUCCCAAACUGUUGGGAAAAAUGACAUUUUAACAUUAGUUUUGUAACAAAACCAAACCCCUUGUUUAGGUGUUGGGUCCCUAUUGCCCGGGCUUGCCCAAAGAGCAAAAGGCCAGGUAAAGGUUUGGCCUUCGUAAUUUUUUUCGGCGUUCAGCAACAAAUCGCCCUCUGAACCAUAAAGAGCAUCUGUGAAAUCCAAGUAAGCAUCAUCUCCUACCUCUCGUAACGAAUUUAACUGUUUUCAAAUAGUCUUGCACUUGUCUAAUGUUUAUAUAUCUGAAGGGUUGGAAAGAGAGGAUUUUUUCUCGAAUGUAAGGAGAAAAAAUGGCGUCUGAUGCGAACCGGACGGUGGUUUUCCCCUCCUUUUGCACUAUCCUUGAUCCAAAAUCACCUUUGUAGACCUCAAAAAUAAGAAGGGAUAUGAGAGAGAAUAUUCAACUGGAAGUAAAAUAGCUUCGAUCGGUAGUUGCUUGAUCGAAUACAUCAAAUUAAUUUAUUAAGAGGACGCGGAGUAAUUUGGAGGUAGGAAGACUGCAAGUUUCAAUAAAAAACCUCCAUUUACACUUUAUUCUUGCAACGAUGCAUUUAAAUGGCACCAUUUUUGGAGUUCAUGUCUUUCACUGCAAUGUCAUUCGCAGCCACUCUCGAACAUAUUUAACACUAUUUGUAAUUCUGCCGUGACGAUGCAUUACAAACAUCUGCCUGACCAAGUGAGACAAAUGUGAAUACAACAGAUUUCCAAAGUGGCAACGAGCGAACGUUUCUUUAUCAGGUACUUAAAAUCAGUUCAUUUGAAGGACGAGGAGUUGAUCAGGCGCUGGAAGGAUAAAAGAACUGCAUAUACGCCCUAUACCUAGUAACGAUGUCUUCAGUACAAUCUUUUGAAUUCGAAAUAAAUUGAGUCGAGGCACACUGCGAAUAUCUAAAAGAUUGUUAACGAUCUGGUGUGAAACGCGAUGAAUUAUUUUAUGUAAAGCGUAGAAGCUAGCUGAAACAUUGACUGAAACGCUGUAAUCACGGUCAAGUAUGCCCCAGUCUGUCAUAGAAAUACUUAGGGAAUUUGCCGUCACAAACCUCGCAUUUCAACUUGGAAGGAAAUACUUGUGGACGUAAAAAGAAAGCCCCGAAUAACGUUGUGUUGAGGCUGUUAGU